Messenger RNA from Odobenus rosmarus divergens (Pacific walrus), 5248 nucleotides. RefSeq names its product zinc finger protein 804B (gene ZNF804B). NCBI's taxonomy places the organism in Eukaryota, Metazoa, Chordata, Mammalia, Carnivora, Odobenidae. The transcript is spliced from 4 exons. Bases 557 to 4597 code for a protein of 1346 amino acids. The record is from RefSeq and is a predicted model, not a curated record. Gene Ontology annotation, cellular component: nucleus.
UGGCGCUCCCCAGGACCGCCCGCCACUCUCCGGGGCACGCCGCCGCCGCCGCCGCCGCCGCCGCCGCUGCCCGGCGCCGCAGCCCACAGCCCGCGGCCCAGCCCGCGGACGCCCCCGGCCAGGCGACGGGGACCCGCGCCUGAGCAUCCCGGGGCGUGCGCUGGGUGCGAAAGCGGGGGGGGGCGGGAGGAAAGGGGGCGGAGGAGUUCCUGAUUCCCCGGCGGACCCAGGAAGUUGUCCUUAAAAAAAAAAUUAUAUCGCCGGCCCGUGGUUGAGCAGCCCCCUCGUCAGAGCAGCAUGUGGACUGGCUCGCCGGGUCCCCUAAGUGCUGUGUGGCUGCCGCCGCCGCCGCCGCCGUCAGAGCUGCCGCUGCCGGCCGCAGGAGCCCCGCGCGGGGCGAGGAGCGGGGACGCGCGGCCGCCGCGUCCCCUGCUUGCUGCUGGCCGCUUCUUCUCGGGAGGUGGCAGUCACUGCUGCUGCUGAGAAACCAGCCCGCAUUUCCACGGCUGGUCGUCUGGUGAGGAGUUGAGACUCUGCGCCUCCUGCUUGGACCCACAUGGCUUGUUACCUGGUCAUCAGUUCGAGACAUCUCAGCAAUGGGCACUACCGGGGCAUUAAAGGAGUCUUCAGAGGGCCCCUCUGCAAGAACGGAUCUCCCUCUCCGGAUUUUCCAGAAAAGGAGAAGUCCACAGCAAAGGCCCUGGAAGAUGUAAAGGCAAACUUUUACUGUGAAUUAUGUGACAAGCAGUAUCACAAGCACCAGGAGUUUGACAAUCAUAUUAAUUCUUACGAUCACGCUCAUAAGCAGAGACUGAAGGAAUUAAAGCAACGGGAAUUUGCUCGAAACGUAGCUUCCAAGUCAUGGAAAGAUGAGAAGAAACAAGAAAAAGCACUUAAACGGCUCCAUCAGCUGGCCGAGUUAAGACAACAGUCUGAAUGUGUUUCUGGAAAUGGACCAGCAUACAAAGCUCCCAGGGUAGCCAUAGAAAAGCAACUUCAGCAAGGAAUUUUCCCAGUUAAGAAUGGCAGAAAAGUAUCAUGCAUGAAGAGCACUCUUCUCCUUAAAGGAAAGAAUCUGCCCAGAAGCAUUUCCGAUAAACAGCGGUCCACCAUGCAAAACCGACACCAGUUACAAAUGGACAGACGUUAUUUGUUUGGAAAUCGGGUACCACAAGCCUCUUCGGAUCUCAGCAAUGCAAACCACAGGACAGGAGUAUCAUUUUCUUUUUCCAAAAAAGUGCAUCUGAAAUUAGAAUCUUCAGCCUCUGUUUUCAGUGAGAACACAGAGGAAACCCACGAUUGUAGCAAGUCACCCAUCUAUAAAGCAAAACAAACUGCGGAGAAAUGCAAGUGCCGCAGGUUUGCAAAUGAGGAUACACAUCUCACUAAGGAAAAAGAUAUAAACAUCACCCCAAGCCAUCUGGAAAGUGUCUUGCACAAUACCUUCUCUAUAAGCUCUCAAAUCUUGCAAGACAAAGAUGACUCUAUUGAUGAAACACUAGAAGAUUCGACUGGCAUUCAUGCUUCAUUCUCUAAAUCUGAUAUUCAUCUUUCAGAUGUGGAUUUUACUCCUUGCAGCAGAGAAAAAGAAACUAGAAGUACAGUGAAGAACACUUCAGAAAACUGCAUUCUUCACUCAUGCCAAGCAAAUCCUUCCUCCAGCCCACCAAAUAUUUACAAGCACAGUGAUGCCAGGAUAUUUGAAUGUCUGGAUGAGUUUCCAUCACUGGAGCCAAGAAAGCAAAACACCACAGUGCAUCUGAAUCCCAAUUCCAGAAUGGAGAAGAGAGAAGAAUCUUUAGAUGAAACAGAAAGUGUUAGCAGAGAUGUACAGAGGCUUGUAAGAGAUGCAUGUCCCCAUGAUGUGAAGUCGAAACCAUUGCCUUUUCUCCACGUACAAAGUAAGGAUGGCCACACCACCCUCCAGUGGCCUACGGAACUUCUGCUCUUCACGAAAACAGAGCCCUGCAUCUCUUAUGGAUGCAACCCAUUGUAUUUUGAUUUUAAGCUUUCUCGGAAUGCAAAGAGUGACCAUGAUUCAGAGGGCCUAAAAACAGAAUUGAUGAAGGAGCCCUCAGAAAUGAAGACAACAAUAGAGAGCCAAGUCUCAGGUUUAAUUGAAGACCAACAAAAAUUGAUCCAAGAAGAUGAUCAAUCUCUGAAACCAAAGAUGAUGAUAGCUAAUCCAGAUUGGGAAAAUUUUCAGAGAAAAUCUAAUUUGGGCUACGAUGAUUCUGAGCCAAAUAUGAGUCAACAUAAUUUUAGUGCAAGUGAUUUGGAAAUGAAAAAUCCUGAAGUGCCUGCUUACCUUGAUAUCUCUCUAAAGAAUUGUGUAGAAAACCACAAUAAUAGUGAUAAUGAACUUAAGGAACCUUCAAGGGCCCAUUGGCAAAGCUGCCCAAGGGUCAUCCUAAAUGAUGUAAAUGAGGGCCUAGCUUUUUCUCCUUGCAUCUCGAGGACUAAGAAACCAAAACUGAUUCCUUGUGAUCCUCAUUCAGAUUUUGAAGAUGGAAAUCAGUUCACCUGGAAUUCGAGUCCUUACCCAGUAAGGGGUCACAGUGAUCACGGGAAGGACGUCAGUGUAAUUUUGAAUAGUAACCACAUCAGCAUGGCCAGCAGGGCUUCCGGAUGUAGAAACAAGAGAGAUUCUCCAAACUUGUCUCUGAAUAGACUUUCUAGCCCUUCAGACACGUGCUCUGGCAGUACAUCCAGCCUGAGAAGUACUUGUUCAAGUGCUCAGUCCGGGGGUGAUGGCAGAGGUAAUUUGCUCUUCUUUUGUAAAAGAGAACACAGCUCCAUUGAAAGGCACAAAGGGAGAGAGCAAACACACAACUGUCCCUGCCCAUCUGAGGAGAUGGUCAAGGGUACCUGCCUGCCAUCUGAAAUACCGAGAGAUCAGAACUGCAGAUCGUGGGAAUCGGCUAAGAAUGAAAAACACUCCACUCAUAGAUACGGCCGCUGCAGACAAAGAUCUAAACUGGGCAAAAAUCAACAGCAGUUUUCAGGGGCCAAAUCCAGGAGAAUCCCCUACUAUGAUUCUAGCUCACAGGUGUCCUGUCCCGGGAACAGUGAAAAGCCACCAAACUGCCAGGGACCUCAGCACGGCAGAUGGGGCUCUUACUCAGGAGAGAGUAUUUAUUGCUUAAAUAAAAGUGGGAGAAGUCAAGAGUCUUUGGACAGCCCUCAUAUUUGUGACCUGGGAAAAGGAAAAUCCAUGCAGUAUAACUCUGGGAACAUCAGCUGCCUUCUGAGGAACUGUUCCAGCAGCCCUUCUGAAACCACGGAGUUGACAGAAGGAGAGAGGACUCCCCUGACAGCCAAACGCCUUUUAGAAAGAGUGCAAGCCAAGAGGUGUCAGGAACAAUCAACUAAUUUUGAGGUCUCUUCAAAGAACCGUAAAAAUGAAUCAGAGGCUCAUUCACAAAUUCAAUGCACAAUUCAGUUCACACCACUGGGCUGUCACCGACAAGCAUUGCCCUUGUCUGAAAAAACACAGAACACAAGUAAGAAAGGGAAUGAUCAAGGCGGGGCGAUUCAAAGGACUCUAGAGAAAGACCAAGUCAAAAGUUCACAGACAAAUAAUGUCACCGUUUUAGGAGAUCCUGAUUGUGAUAACCAUCUUUCUAAGGGUCUAAUUCAUGUAGUAGUGGAUUCUCAGUCACCAAACAUGAAAAAGAACCCAACAACAAAAGAACAAGUAAAACCUGUAAUUAGUGAAGUCCAACAGUUUACUCAAAGCCGUGACCCAGUACCAAAUGAUUUCCCUGGUGCUUUUUCAUCUAACAGAUAUACCGGUGUUACUGAUUCAACAGAGACCAAAGAGUACCAAAUAAAUCUAGACUUGCGGGAUGUGAGCAUGCCUAUGGAUCAUGGAGAGGGGGAUAUAAACUCUUACUCUGACAGAACUAUGCAUAAGCAUGACAAAGUAGAAGAUGAAUCAGAAGUGUGCCAUAAAUCAAGCUCGCCCCCUUUAAUUCAACAGCCAAUCACAUUUUCUCCAGAAGAAAUGGAUAAAUACAAGCUCCUACAGCUACAAGCCCAGCAGCACAUGCAGAAACAGCUCCUACCGAAGCAUCUUCGAGUUUUGCCUGCUUCGGGGCCGGCUGCCUUCUCCCCGGCGUCGGCCAUGCAGACGGUCCCCGUUCACCAGCACACAUCAAUCACCACCAUCCACCACACGUUCCUGCAGCAUUUUGCUGUUUCUGCUUCCUUAAAUUCCCAUGGCAGUCCCCUCCCCAUAGCUCAUCUGCAUCCUCUUUCCCAGCCACAUUUUACUCCGUUCACGUUUUCCCCUCUGACUCCCACCAUCCUCCCGGCGCACCCCACUUUCUUAGCGGGCCAUCCCCUGCAUUUGGUCACCGCUGCCCCCUUCCACCCACCUCACAUCACACUUCAGCCCCUGCCCUCCGCCACAUUGAUCCCCGCGUUGUUUGGCCCUCACUUAAACCCAGCCACAGCUUCUAUCAUCCACUUGAACCCUUUAAUUCAACCGGUGUUUCAAGGUCAAGAUCUUUGCCAUCAUUCUUGCUCCAGUCAGAUGCAACCGUUAAAUGGAAUGAAAGAGGCCUUAAAUGUAUCAUCAGCGCACUUGAACUAAUAGGUGUGAAAGCCCCUCUUGCGGAUAAAUAAAACACAUUGUCACUACCUACAAAAAUGAUAUCUUUAAAGUGGUCUAUCUGAUUAAGAUUUUAAAUAUUGGUGCCAAUUCAAAAUGUUUCCAGUAUAUGAAUACGAACUGAAUUGCCAAUAUCAAAAUAGGAGCGUUUUAAGAAUUUCUUUUAACUCACAUAAAUAACAGAGCAAAUUUAAAAUAACUUUGUGGAAAGGUAAAGGGGAAUGUGCUAAAGGUGUGUUUGGAUGAGUUCUCACAUAAUGUUAUAAAAUGGUAACAGAAAACAUUUGGGCAGAUCACUGAUACUACAAAGAAAAUCAAACGGAAAAUAAUAUUGUAUGUUCUAGGUGUUUGUUGAGUGCGUGAAUGAAUAGAUCACACAAUUGGUUUUAUGCAUCAGAUAAUAACAAGAUCAGUGAAAUAAACUGCUUAUUAAAAAUAAUUCCAAUGGUUAACUACUAAGCUUUCAAUCAAUAUAAUCUGUUUCAAUCAAAAUAAUUUAUAUUUUCAUAGGAAAUAAGAGAUGGCAAGAAAUUUUCUGAUUAAUUCAAGGUGAAAAUUACUCUUUAAUGAAAAACAAUCUUUACACAGAUUGUAUCAUUGAGUUUCUGUGAAAAGUUGGAUUAUCUUCUUUUC